This is a messenger RNA of Knipowitschia caucasica, 774 nucleotides long. Lineage: Eukaryota; Metazoa; Chordata; Actinopteri; Gobiiformes; Gobiidae. The record is from the annotation of a GenBank genome assembly.
AUGGUAAGGGGGGGCGAGGGAGGGGGGGGCGGAGCAGAAUGGAUGGGGGUGGGCGGUGGGGAGAGGUGGGCGGCGGCUGGGGGAGGGGUGGGGCAGCGAGGUUGGGGGUAUUGGGGGGGGGGGGGGGGGGGGGGGGGCGGGGGGGAGAAGGAGGGGUGGGGGUGGAGGCGGAGGCGACGGGGGGGGAGUGGGGCAGGGGGGCUGGUUGGAGGGGACGCGGCGGGGGGGGGGUGUUGUGGGGGGUCGACGGGGGGGGGGAUGGGUGGCAGGCAAUGGGGGGGUGCCGCGGGGGGGGAGGCAGCGGCGGAGGCGGGGGGGGGUGGGGGGAAUAGGAGACGGGCCGGGGGGGGGGGGGGGGGGGGUGGGGGGGGGGGGGGGGUGGGGAGGAGGGGGGGAGAGAGCAUAGGGGGGAUCGGGGGGGACCAAGGUAGAGGGGUGGCGGCGGGGGGGGCCGGGGGGGGGGCCGUGACGUGGGGCAGCGGGAGAGAGGGGACACGGAGAGUUGAGGGGAGUCCAGGGGUGGGCAGAUGGCGGUGGCGGUGGGGGGGGGGUAAUUGGGGGGGUGGGCGGGGUUGGAAAGAGGGUGAGAAGGGGGGGCGGAUAACGAGGACUGAGUGGGGGGAGGGGAGGGAGGGGACCCAGAUGGGGGGGGGGGGGCGGUGGGGGAGGGGGGCGCUGAUCAGAGACAGGUGGGGGGAGGGGCGUAUUGGGAAGAGCGAGCGCGAGGGCGGAAGGGGGGGUGGUGGGUUGGCGGGGGGGAGGGGGGAGCGGUGA